UAUGGCCGACCCCAAGAGGCCCAUAUCUCUCACUUCUUCCUUUUCAUCUCAUUUUAUUCCGCCAUUCGCUGUUUCCACGUCCAUGAGGCGGCCAUGAGUAGAUGCGUAGAUGAGUAGAGCGUGAGUAAGACGUCAGUUUUAGGAGUGGAGCAGCAGUUGUCGCCAUUUGUGAUAUUUACGUUGUAGUGAUGGAGUGUCAAGAAUCUCAGGUUACAAAAUCCCAGGCAGCCCUGGACACUUGUGAUGGUAUUACUGGUGCAGGUGAUGGAGGAGAAACAGGGCACCUGAAUAAAGCAGAACAAUACACAGAUGCAGAUAAGGAACGUCCCUGUAGUGCAGUCAUAAAUGCAGAUAAGGGGAGAGACUCUGAUACAGUCACUGCAGAAGGAGGACAAAUGAAGCCAUGUGAUGAUGGAAGUGUGAGAGAAGAUAGUGAACAAAUUGAAUCCAAAAGUAUGCAUGGCAUUUCUUCUGAUGGAGAGGUAGUCAAAGAAGAACCAAGGUCUCCGGAACAUCAUAAAGAAGGAGACGCUAUCUUUGCAGAAGAAAGUGGUGCUGAAAAACAAGCAGUGAAAAUUAAUGAAAAUGAGGAAACAGAGAGAAGGGAUGAUGAAGCAAAUAGGGAGCAUGAGUUACCUCUCCAAGAAGAAGGGCCAGAUGAAGCAGAUGACCAGGCACAGGAAUUAGUGGGAGAUGAUGAAGUCAGUGAAGACAUGCAUAUGUACAAGUUAGGCAAGAUCUGUCGAAUCUGUGCAGAAAUGACAGUUGUGUUUGAUGGGCCCAAGAAGGGGGUUCCCAAGCAUGAAAUUGUGAAACAUGUUAAAAAAGUAUGGAAUGUUGACCUCUCUGAUGAGGAUCCAGACAUCUACCCAGUUAAUGUGUGUCAGUAUUGUGAGAGGAAAAUCAAACGACUAUAUCUCAAAGUGUCAAAGAAAAAGAAGUGUGAGUUUUAUAGGGACAAACCUGCAGACUUUGUUGCUCACAGUGCCCAGAACUGUAGUGUGUGCAUGUUGAAAGAUGAUCCACCAGACAGUCCUUGCAAUCCAGCAACUGAAGAGGCUCAGCAUGUUGGGACAGUGGAGACAAAGUUAGGUUCCCAGGGAGAGGGAAGUCAAGCCAAUAAAAUUAUUCUGCCAUCCAUAGAACCAAGAAGAAAUCCAGCUCGAAAGCGUGGAUGGACAGACCAUGAAGCAGAAACACCACAGUUUGUAUCAGUUGGAUGUCAGACAGAAGAAGAUGGGACAUCAGAGAACACGACUGGCUUAGAAGAACAUGAUUAUACUCAGGAUGAGGCUCUCAGUCAAUUUCUCGUUAUACCAAAGAAGUUUGGGGGAAGAACCCCUUACCAUAAGUUAUCUCUAACUGCUGUUAAUGCCAAAUAUAUCAGACAGGACCGACUAAAGCCUUUGAUAGCACACAUAGAUAAGUUUUGCCAAGUGCAGAAGGAAAAUAAGAUUGAUGCCAUGUUCUUCCUCUUGAUGGAAGCCCUAAGAGAUGCAGGAGACCGAGUGAGAGAGACACAAGUUGAAGACAUCUGGUGCCGGAAGAAUAAUGUAGGAAUGUCCCUUACUGAUGAGGAGUGUCUUGCCAAGCGCAUCUUGCUCAAACAGACCAAAGACCAGUAUAGGAAGGAAUAUAGUUACUAUAAAGAAAAGCUGGAAAAAGCAGUACUGAAACCUCCUUUCAUCAUUGACAAGUUGGAGAAGACUUACUUCCCAGAGUACCUGGAGUUCUUUGUGACUGAGGGGGAGACAGGGCCCAUCAUCUACCAGCACGAAAAGCGCUCCCACCCAUCAUACUUUGCCAUCAGUGGCUCAGCAGAGAGCAGCAGCAAGCUGGACGGUAACUACGCAGGGGUUGUAGGGGCUCGCUGGCACUACUUUGAUGCUGUUGCCAAAACACUUGAGGAGCUAGCACACUCCCUCGAAAAUGAAAUUCAUGAACUCGAUGAUGAUUCCUGCAUUCAGGUAGACUUGCUUGAUUACUGUGAAGAGAAGAGAGACCUCACCAAUUUUGGGGACAAGAAUGAUUCUGCAUCAACAGGCAGAUGUAGUCAGAGCAAGAUGAUGACUUAUUUCUUUGGCAUUCAGACAAUGCAGGCAAUUGUUGACAACAAGAUCCACUAUAUAUACAAAUCCAGUUCCAACAAUGUCCAGUUCCGCCCACUAAUGAAGGCUCUAGUUGCCGAGGGGAACACACUUCGCCCCACAAUACAUAGCAUUGAAAAAGAGAGAGCAACCAUGAGUGAAAAGGUCUUCUACAUCACACUGCCUGGAGGCACUCCUCUGCGCUUUAUGGUUUAUUUUGCCAAUGCUACACUUGAGAUUCGUAAGGAUUAUAGGAACAUUAGUGGCCUUACCUUGUCAUCGUUCAAAAAAGUUCCAGCUGUAAUUAACCGCUACGGCAACAUCUGUUUGGAGCUGAAACGAAGCUGGCUGGCCACGAGCCCACGCUUAAUCCAUGUUGGCCGCGUGACCAAUUGUCGUACUAAAUGCAGCCGUUGUGGAGAACAGGGACACAAUGUUAGGAAGUGUACAGUUAAAUCUGAGAAUGUAUCGGGAGACUCAGUCAUCCAUCAUAGAAAAAGAAAAAAGCAGCGUUCGGUCCCAGCCCAUUCCUACCCAGUGGCACUUUCCCAAAACACUUACUCUCAGGUAUUUGUGAAAGACUCCAAGAUAGUGGACCUAUGCAAUCCACAUCCCCUUCCACAGCAACCUCAGCAGCAUCAAGAACCAGAGGAGCAGGAUCCCCUCGCACAGUUAACCACUGUGGCCAACCCAAUGGAUCAGAGCAAUGCUGUAAUCCGCAGUGAUGAACAGAUCCUGUGGACUUGCCCCAGUAUAGGAGGAGGCAGCCAGCCACUCUCUGGCACUGCUUUACCAGCCACACAGGUUCUUGUCCCUUCCUCCGUUUCCACCAACGCAGAGUACCAGACAGGAUCACAUCGAUCACAGACUCAGGCAUCACAAGGCACCUCUGGCCCUGUCUAUGUUUGGACCUACACUGUGGUUCAGCCACAGCAUGGGUCCUCCCAACAACCAGCACAACAGCUGUCUCUCAUCCCACAGCAAAAUCCUCAACAGGGUGUGACACAGCAGUCCCAGCAGCUGUCAGUGAUUCAUCCUCAGUCAGGUCAGCAGGGCACUUCCCAGGAACAAAUCACUGUUGUGCAUCAGCAGCCAGUACACCAAGGAGCAGCUCAACAGAUAGCUGUUGUCCACCAGCCCACAGGACAACAGGCAGCCACCCAGCAGACACAACAGCUCUCUGUAAUUCACCCACAGACCUCCCAGCAAGCACCUGUGCAUACUUCCCAUGUGGUCCCUCACCAACAGCAGGCACGACGGACCUCACAGGAGCAGCAGGCUCAGCAUGUCACCCUUAUCCAGCAACAGGCAGGCCUACCCCAAGCUCAACCACUCACCCUGGUCCACCAGCAACCCACAACCCAGACCUCCCAGCAGAUCAGUGUGGUGCAUCAGCCCCAGACGUCACAGCACCUCAGCAUAGUUCAUCAGCACCAGACUUCCCAGGCAGCAGCAAGCUUGGUGCACCAGCAGCCCAACCAGUCGCAGGGUACACAGCACCAGACUGAGUCUUCACAGUCACAGCAGAUGGUUCAUCCUCAGAGCUCAGAGUUACACCCAAUCAUUGGACAGUGGUGAGGAAGGAGAAGCAUAUUGAAUAUGUGUGAUCCCCUGAACAGUAACAGAAGAGGCCUUCUAAAUGCUACUUAGGUGGAUAUUUCCACUUUCUUCAUAUGGUAUCUUUUAUUUGAUCUAAAGUGUGUUCUGUGAUUAAGCAUUUUGUAGUUGUGUUGUUUAAAAGUAAAAGAAAAUAUGGUUAAAAAGUCAUAUUAACAGGUGUCUCUUAUAAAAGUAUAUUUUAAUUUCUUUUAGAUAUUUUUUCUAAUCAUGAAACUGUUGUCUGUAAUCUAACUUUUUUUUUUUUUUUCCUUCUUUGAAGAUUCUUAAUUACAUGUUCCAUCUACAGAUCUGAAAAAAAAUGUUUUUCAGAGUACUGCAAAGUACAUUUUCAUUUUCCUGGAAUGUGUUACGGUUUCUUCUUCAUUGAAUGAUAGUUAUAUAAUAAUUUGAUGAUAUAAAUUUUUGUCAUAAAUAGAGAUUUCUUACAUUUUCUGUAUUUGAUUGAGAAAGGGAUUGAAAAAGUUUUAGAAUUGUUGAGAAUAUUGCAUAUUGUAAAGGUCAAGAAUCAUCAAGAAAGCAUAAUAAAGAAAGGGAAACAGUGCAGACUUAAUUUUAGUAUGUUUUGAAGCCAUGAAUAUUUUGGUAGGUGUAACCUGCUUAGUAGGUCCAUUGAUUACAUGUGAUAUAUUUUUUUAUUUAGUAAUAUUUUGUGGUUCAUCGAAAUACUCUUAAGUUUUGCUUUAGAUAAAACUGUGUUGGCAAUUUUUUGUGGCAUAGGUCCUUGCUCACAGUCGUGCUUCCUAUGUGACAGUACAUGUGAUACUGUUUACUAUUGGUUCAAGAGUGAAGGAGUCUCAGUCACAUGAAAGUUGGCAGAAUAUUUUGACCAGAGCAAAGAUCAGAUUACUAAUUACUACUGAAUUAUCAAAGGGGUGGCUGAGACAAAAGAGCCCCUAGUCAUUUCUUCCUCCUUGAGCCCUAGGGACUUAAACAUUUAAUCUUAACACAUAUGAGACUGAAAGACACCAUCAGACCAGCAGGGCAUUAAUUUCUGCUGGGUAUUGCAUACAAAACAUGCAUAAAUCUCUCUUAGCAUAUGUACACUAGCAUCUGUGCAUUUCUCCAAAGAGGAAUACACAUUCUAAGCCACAAGGUGAUAUUUUAGGGUGGCCAGUUCUUUUCCACCCUGUCUUUGACCCCAGUAGGCUGAUGUCGGCACUCAGUCACAGCUCAGUUGGCUGAGAGGGGCUGGCGGGUUUGAACCUGGGACCUUAUGAUUGCAGUGGCAGGACUCUCCCAUCUCCUCCAUUGCAACUACUUUGGAUAGGAUUUUAUCCUGUGACUACAGUGGUUAGAGUUAAUUUCUUUAACCACAAUAUUUAAGUAAAGGGAAAAGAGAGACCCUUUUGUCUUUUUUUGGUAGUUCAUUAUAUGAACUUCUUGAGAUAUAUCAGAGAUGUGGAUCAUUUUGCUUACAGAACUUUGCCAACAAGCUCUUGGACUCUCAAAAUCAGACUUAGGACUUUUUCUACUCAAUUAAAAUUUGUUUUUACAGAUUUUAGUAAGAACAAAUUUUUGAAAGACAUUUUUCCUGCAAAGCCUGUCAUCAGCACCAUCUUUGGGAAGUGGUCCUUAAAAUCAGUAAAAAUUGGGCUGGAAAAAAAGUUUAAUUUUGACCUCUCCAGAGUUACAGGGGAUUGGAGAUGACGGGAAAGUCAUGUUAUGAGUUGACUGAGGGAAGACUGAGAAAAAAAAGAAAAGAAGAAAGAAAAGAUCAUGUCUAAGGUGGGAUAUAAUAUCACCAUAUUAUAAUUGACAAAAAAAAUGGAAACAUGACUAAAAGAGCCAUUAUCAAUAUGGGGAGUGAAAAUUGAAUAUGUUUCAUUCUUUAUUCUCAUUGUUCUAUUAAGAGACAAUGUUGCUACUUGCUCUUAGGUUACUGUGGCAAUUUUGGCCAAAUUGUCUCUGUCUUUGGGCUUUAUGUGUUAGUAUGCUUUGUCAGUCAUAUUAUAUUUUGUGUAAUUGUUUGUAUGUGGUAGUGUUCAGAAUAAACCACAUAUAUAGAAACACAACAUUGCAUGCUUCCCUCAACUGCUUCGCUGUCAGAAGUUAUUCCCAUUUUGCUGGCCUCCAGUCUUCCAAGAAUUCUCAGCCUUUUCUAAGAAUUCUCUGCCUUUUGCAGUACCCGGAGGUCUCUGUGAAAUGCCAUCUGUGUUGAAAUAGGAUCAGAUAUUGACUAUUGACUUUGAAGAUUGGUGGUUUUUCAUUUGUACUCAUCCUCCAAUAUUUGCUAUGAAAACUGGUUUCUUUUGUAGUUUUUGGUGUGUUUCAGGAGUUUGUGGGGACUGCCACCUUUGGCAACUCUUUUGUUCUUUAAAGAGGUCUUUGUUCCCCCCUGGUACUACUCUUUGGAGUGAGAGUUAUCUGAGUUACACCAAAUAAUAGUGUGGUAUAAAACAAAAUGAGAGUGUUUCUUGUCUAUAGUGUUUUGCAUGUGUUGGCUAAAUCAGGUAGGUGAAGGUGUUCAUUAGAAGUUUGUGGAGUUUAUAUCAGCUGAUCCCCAGUGAUGUUAGGGAAUUAACAUGAAGUAGCAUGUAAGAGGGUGUGUUUGCAAUGGUGAUUUGCAUUGUUUUAAAUUAUUAUUAUUAUUUUUUUUUUCAGAUAUUUUUAUGUGUGCCAUUUUUUUCAGUCACUUAUUUCACACUACUCUCCAUAUCAUUACUUUCUC
Penaeus indicus is the source of this 6375-nucleotide messenger RNA. RefSeq lists its product as uncharacterized. Gene Ontology annotation, molecular function: ubiquitin protein ligase activity; sequence-specific DNA binding; zinc ion binding. Bases 189 to 3665 code for a protein of 1158 amino acids. NCBI's taxonomy places the organism in Eukaryota, Metazoa, Arthropoda, Malacostraca, Decapoda, Penaeidae. The record is from RefSeq and is a predicted model, not a curated record. Gene Ontology annotation, biological process: adaptive immune response; pre-B cell allelic exclusion; V(D)J recombination. The transcript is spliced from 6 exons. Gene Ontology annotation, cellular component: DNA recombinase complex; nucleus; endodeoxyribonuclease complex.